UAUAACGCAGAUCUGCAAAAAGUGUUGAGUUAUACUGAGCUGAUUAAAAUGAAGAUCGCAGUUCUCCUUCUUCUGGUGUGUCUUGCAAAUCUCUGUGUUGUAUCGGUCAGUUGUUGUAAAAGGUAUGGUGAAGGCUGUUUAAGUAAGAAGUGGUGCUGUGAAGAUAAUGAUUGUGUGGUUAAUAGAAGAAGAUAUGAAGGAGAUGGUGGAGAAAAAAUAUGUUGGCCUGCAAAGUAUUAUACUGAGCUGAUUAAAAUGAAGAUCGCAGUUCUCCUUCUUCUGGUGUGUCUUGCAAAUCUCUGUGUUGUAUCGGUCAGUUGUUGUAAAAGGACUGGUGAAGACUGUGUAAGUAAGAAGUGGUGCUGUGAAGAUAAUGAUUGUGUGGUUAAUAGAAGAAGAGAUAAAGGAGAUGGUGGAGAAAAAAUAUGUUGGCCUGCAAAGUAAAAAGAAAAUGAAUGAAAGAAUCUUUAAGAAAAAAUAAACAUCUGAUUCUGGCAUUGA
This is a messenger RNA of Physella acuta, 501 nucleotides long. RefSeq lists its product as uncharacterized. NCBI's taxonomy places the organism in Eukaryota, Metazoa, Mollusca, Gastropoda, Physidae. The record is from RefSeq and is a predicted model, not a curated record.